Molecule: messenger RNA, 2996 nt
Organism: Bolinopsis microptera
Lineage: Eukaryota; Metazoa; Ctenophora; Tentaculata; Lobata; Bolinopsidae
Exons: 19
Coding region: 10-2289 (759 amino acids)
Biological process (GO): phospholipid catabolic process
Cellular component (GO): plasma membrane
Molecular function (GO): D-type glycerophospholipase activity
Source: RefSeq, a predicted model, not a curated record
UUGGGUGUCAUGUCUGAGCCCACGGUGCGAGGCCUGAUCCACGUGGAGAUUAAGGAGGCUAUCGAUCUUCCCGACACGGAUGGUUUCUUUGCUGGAGCUACUGAUGCUUAUGUCAAGGUCAAACUCGAUGGAGCAAAGAUAGCCAAAACUAGCAUUGUAGAAGACAAUACGAGCCCAAUCUGGAAUCAGAAGUUCGUCACAUUUAUCAACCAUAUUGGAGACGUGUUAUCGAUAGAGGUGGUAGACGAUGAUAUUGGGAAGAACGACUCUAUCGGAACUCAUGAGAUAAAUUUCCGUGAGUUUGUUGAAAACGGGGGCGAGUUUGAGGGACCUGUACAGUUGAUGCUUGAUGGAGAGGAGAGGGGACUACUGGAAAUCGCACUCAGAUACGAGCCUUAUUGUAACGAAAACAAAAACGAAUGCAGUAGGAAAGUACCAGCGUGCUACUUUCCGAUGAGAGAGAACUGUCGUGUUACUCUGUUCCAGGACGCUGACCACACUACUCAACCUGAACAUGAGCCCAUCACCACUGCUCUAGGUGAGAGUUACGUUCCCCCCGGCGCCUGGAAGCAAGUGUACGAAGUUAUCACCAACGCUACAAAGUUCAUAUACAUCACAGGUUGGGCUGUGUUUACGGAGGUAGUACUAGUCCGAGAAGAGGAUGCUGACAACAGAACACUGGGUGAAAUACUAAUAGAAAAAGCAGAAGAGGGCUGCGUUGUAUUUAUCAUGAUCUGGGACGAAUAUGACGACAUGAUUCCCAGUCUGGUGGGGACACAUGACACAGAUACGGCAGAGUACUUCGAGGACACACGUGUUACAGUGAAGAGAUGUGCACGUGGUUGUACAGAAAGUGGAACAUCCGGGGAUACGAUGACCCGACUGAUAUACUCUCAUCACCAAAAGAGUAUUAUCUGCGAUUCUCCUUCUAUAAACGAGGACGACGAGAGAUUACGUGUAGUGGCGUUUGUAGGAGGACUAGACCUGACAGAUGGCAGAUACGACACCCCCCAACACCCCCUCUUCUCAACCCUCCUAGACAAACACGCAGCUCAUGACUUCUACCAGAACUGCGUGACUGUCCGGGCCGAGGCUGGACCUAGACAGCCCUGGCAUGACAUUCACAGUUACUUGGAAGGCAAGAUAGCUCAAGACAUACGACGUAACUUUGAGGAGCGAUGGUCGGCUGAAGACGACGGUUCCAACGAGUUGAACUAUCUUGACGAAUCUGAGUAUAAUCUGGAGGAGGUUUACGAGGGAGAUGAUAGAUGGAACGUGCAGUUCCUGAGGUCCAUUACUAGUCAGAGUUGCCAGUUUUCAUACAUGGAGAGGGCAAGAAAGCUAAAGACAGAGCGAUCCGAGAAAAUAGAGGACACUAUACACUCCGGAUACAUUCAUCACAUCAGACGUGCUCAAAACCACAUCUUCAUUGAGAACCAGUACUUUUUAGGCUCAGCGCACGUCUGGGAGGGAGAUGACAUUCCUAAAAAAGCGACCAACUUGAUAGCGAUAGAGCUGGUACGGAACAUUAUCGAGGCUAUAAAACAGGGAUGCCACCACUCUGUCUACUGUGUUAUACCCAUGUACCCAGAGGGAAUACCCAGUUCCAUGCCGGUUCAAGAGAUUCUAUACUGGCAGACAGCUACAAUGAGGAUGAUGUAUAGGUAUAUAGCGCAGACCAUCGAGGAGGAAGGACUCGACACCCACCCGACUGAUUAUCUAUCAUUUUACUGCAUCGGUGUACGAGGGGAUGAAAUUCCAGAGGAUUUAGCAGAACCGGAGACUGAUGUUGAGAUCCACCUGAGGGAAAAGAACCGCUUCCCUAUCUACGUGCAUUCUAAGAUGCUAAUAGCAGAUGAUGAGUAUAUAAUAGUGGGUAGCGCUAACAUCAACCAGCGAAGUAUGUCCGGGAGGAGGGACACGGAGAUGGCGGUGGGGUGCUACCAGCCUAACUUCCUCUGUCAGGAAGGGGAGCUGCCUUCAGGUGAUGUAGCAGCGUUUAGAAAGUCGCUGUGGGUGGAACACAUGGGUGAAAUGUGCGAUGAAUUCAACGAUCCUGGAAGUCUUGACUGCAUGAGAAAGGUUAACGAAAUUGCCCGAAGUAACUGGGAGAAGUUCGUUGCUGAUGAUUUUGAAGAGCCAAUGCAAGGACAUCUCCUGCCAUACCCUAUAGAUGUGGCUCAGGAUGGAACUGUCAGUUCUUUAGAAGGUUUUGAAAACUUCCCUGAUACAGACGCACCGGUUUUAGGAACCAAGUCAAAUAUUCUGCUUGAAAAACUCACAACCUAGAAACUGAAAACAUCAGUUUUCUGCUAUGAACAACGAACUUUGCCAUGAACGUACGAUAACUACGAAGAUGUUGUGUUUUGAGAAGUUGGGACUAUUAGUAUUAUUACUGAAUGACAAAUGAAUAGAAUUUUAACAUCUUUUAGUCUGAGUCAUAAUAUCUUCUAGUCUUGUUUCAGAGACACUUGAUUAGUGAUUAGGAUUGAUUUUUUAAAAAGCUAUUUUUAUUCUUAUAGGCACCAUCCCGCGUGGAAAUUUUCUUUUCUUUUUGUGGUUAAUACUUUAAUAUGAUCGACUGUUAUUUUCUUUUUUGUCAGAUUGCGAGCUAUUUUACGGUACAUCUAUUGGCAAUUCGGUAAUCUGUCGAUAGCACGGUUAACGUGCCUUAUCCGUGCGUUAAGUAUCCGUUAACCGUGCGUUAACCGUGCGUUAAGUGUGCGUUAACCGUGCGUUAACUGUGCGUUAAGUGUGCGUUAACCGUGCGUUAACCGUGCGUUAAGUGACCUACAUCGACAGAUUACCGAAUUGCCCAUACAUUUAAGGCCAUUAUAAAACUUGAAAUUUGAGUGUAGAAAAUUAGCUUGAUUUUGUCAUAUUGCAGAUUUGUUCAAGUUUCCGAUAUUUUGAGAUUGGAUUAGGUGUUUUAUAAAAGAAUCCGUAUUAAUUUUCAAUGAAGUACUAGCGCCGUUUAUUUAGAGUUUUAGAGACGC